CUGUGAAGAUGCCACUGAGAGAGUUGUGGCACUUUUUUCAAGAAAAAAAAUAAUGCUUCACUCACUAAUUGUAAGAAGCCAUUGUAGUACUAGUUAGGACAUGAACAGUGGAAAUAAUCAAGAACUGAAAAUACAUUUUAUGUUUUCUUUCAAGAAAAAAAAAAUGGGCUCCUCAAAAACCCAUCAUUAUGUCUUCAAUCCCAAGUUUAAAAAGUUAAAGACAUGAUGUGAUUGCCACCAUUACCUGUUUCUGUUUGUUUUUCUCUUAUUUGUGAGUAUAUCAAAAUAUCAAAAAGCUUCAAUCUUUCUGUAAUUUCUCUGAAGAAUCUUUAAUUUCAGACCAGACCAACAAAAUCCCAGGCGGAUUGUUUUGGAGUGUGGCUUAGGUUUAGUCUUGCUGCACGUUUGAGCAACGCUACUAUGCUUAAACAAAUCCUUGCAAAACUUCCUAGGAAAUCAUCGAAAUGUGAUUCGUUUGAUACAUCGGGAAGCAAUUCCUGCAACAACACCACGAAUUCAGGAAAUGGAAUUCCGUUUACCAAUAGUUGCACUGUGAUAGCAACAAGGCUGAAUGUAGUGAAACGGAUGUCGACAGCGAUUUUUCCUACGAGUAUUGUGGCUGGUGGUGACUCUGUGCCACCGCAUGUUCCUUUUAAAGACGUUUCAAACGCGGAGAAGCAAAGCUUAUUCAUUAGCAAGUUGAAUCUCUGCUGUUCAAUUUACGAUUUCAAUGAUCCAGAUAAAGAUUCUGCGGAGAAGGACUUGAAACGACAAGUUUUGCUUGAGCUGAAUGAUUUUGUUGCUUCUGGAUCCGCAAGAUUCACGGAAUCAGCAAUUGCUGCGGUCUGUAAAAUGUGUGCAGUUAACCUGUUCAGAACGUUUCCUCCUAAGUCAUAUCUCUCAGCUCGCGGUGAAAGUGAAGAUGAAGAACCGAUGUUUGAUCCAGCUUGGUGUCAUUUACAACUUGUGUAUGACUUAUUCCUUAGCAUCAUUAGUCAAAGCUCUCUUGACGCAAAAGUUGCUAAGAAACACGUAGACCAUUCUUUCAUAUUGAAAUUGCUUAACCUAUUUGAUUCUGAGGACCCAAGAGAAAGAGAAUGCUUGAAGUCGAUAUUGCAUCGUCUUUACGGGAAGUUUAUGAUGCACAGGCCUUAUAUCAGAAAGGCUGUAAGCAAUAUUUUUUAUCGUUUUGCUUUCGAGACCGAAAGGCAUAAUGGGAUUGCCGAGCUUCUAGAGGUUUUUGGAAGUGUAAUUAGUGGAUUUGCUUUACCAUUAAAGGAAGAGCACAGAUUGUUUUUCUCCAGGGCGUUGAUACCUCUGCACAAGCCGAAAUCUUUGGGUGUCUAUCAUCAACAGUUAGCAUAUUGUGUCGUACAGUUCAUAGAAAAGGAACAAAAUCUUGCUAGCGUAGCGAUAACGAGAUUGUUGAGGUAUUGGCCGGUGACAAGUAGCCAGAAACAGUUGAUGUUCAUCAGUGAGUUGGAAGAGCUUUUGGAAAUGAUCAGUGUUGCAGAAUUUGAAAAGAUCAUGGUGCCCUUGUUUCGUCGUAUAGGUUAUUGCCUUAACAGCUCCCAUUUCCAGGUGGCCGAAAGAGCACAUUUCUUGUGGAACAACGAUAACGUACUUAACCUCGUGAUGCGUAACAGGCAAGUGAUCAUGCCAAUUAUUGUCUCAGCUUUAGAACGUAACAGCCAAAACCACUGGAAUAAAGCAGUUCUUAAUCUGACACAAAAUGUGAGGAAAGUCUUUUCCGAGAUGGAUGAAGAACUUGUACUCGACUGCCAAGGCAAACUCGAAGAAGAAAAUUCAAAGUCAAAUGUAGCAGCGGAGAGACGAAGGUUGACAUGGGAGCGCCUAGAAAUCGCUGCUAACUAUCAACCUGUUACCAUGCCUUCUAAUAUUUCAGGCCUGGUAAAACCCGCCACUUGUCUUGUUUCGUGCUAAUAUGAUCGUUGAUUUAUAUCAGAAGUAUCUUAGCUCAUUCACGUGGUUUAUUCCGCGACCAAAAAAAAAACAUGCAUGUUGUUUAGUAUAUGGAUUUGUCUUGAAUAUGAAUGUAUAUAGAUUCAGAUUUCACUAAUUUCUAAAGCUGUGGUAAGUGAUUACUACCAUGACUUAUUCUUUUGGUUUUUAAAGAAGAUAAGCCAUUUGGUUGCACUCAUUUACAUCACAGUGUUUUUUUUUUUUUUUUGGAAUCGCGUCGAAAUACUAUUCGACAUCAGCAAUGAACUAUAUUAGUAUGCUCUUCUUCUCAAGAAUAUGAAGAGAUUAAUUUUUCAGUAUCAAAAGAAUGGUUUUAGCUGU
Molecule: messenger RNA, 2304 nt
Organism: Nicotiana attenuata
Lineage: Eukaryota; Viridiplantae; Streptophyta; Magnoliopsida; Solanales; Solanaceae
Product: serine/threonine protein phosphatase 2A 57 kDa regulatory subunit B' iota isoform-like
Exons: 3
Coding region: 421-1944 (507 amino acids)
Biological process (GO): signal transduction
Cellular component (GO): protein phosphatase type 2A complex
Molecular function (GO): protein phosphatase regulator activity
Source: RefSeq, a predicted model, not a curated record